This is a messenger RNA of Dermacentor albipictus, 2536 nucleotides long. Its product is annotated as major facilitator superfamily domain-containing protein 6-like. The record is from RefSeq and is a predicted model, not a curated record. Gene Ontology annotation, cellular component: membrane. Lineage: Eukaryota; Metazoa; Arthropoda; Arachnida; Ixodida; Ixodidae.
UUUGCGGUGGUGUCAUCAUUUCACAGCUGGUCGCUGCAAGCCAAGGCAUCACCCCCUGGCCACCAGACAUUCUCUUCCUGCCCAACGGUUAUCAGCACUGGCCAGUCGAGAUUUUCCGGGCCAUGGAGGAGCUGUUACGAACGGCCUGCAAAGCUACCGACCUACACAAUUUUCCCAGCCAGCUGCUGCUGCGGGGGUGGAGAGCUUCCCUGAAGCGACGUCGGAAGCCUUCCCCACCUGCUGCGGUGACUCGCUUUGUAGGGGCGACGAUGUGCUGCAUCAACACCCCCUCGGCGCCGCUAUGACUAAACCCUGUCUGCGGACCAAGUAUUGUUAGUGGAUUCGCCGUCGCCGUCAUGACUUGUUUGAAGCGGUGGAAAUCCUGGAAGAAGAUGUCUUGCGGCCGUCUCACGGGGGUUAGAAGUCAUGGACAGACGCGGCGGCCAUUGUCUGCGGAGUCAACACUGGGAUGAAGAGGCGCCUGCUUGGGUCAAGCGCCGUGUCUGCGAGAACCCUAUCACCUUGGUGUGGUCAACGCAACCUGUGCAGAAGAAACAAAGCACGACUCCACUGCAGCCGGCGGCGCCCUCCUCCUGGCUUCCGGCCUGCGUGAACCGCAAACUGCUGCCAUUCAAGUUGCACUUCUUUCUAUUCAUGGCAGGAGAGGCUGGCGUCGCACCGUACAUCGCCGUCGUGGGACGGCGAAACGGUAUAGGCCCCGCCACAAUGGCGGUCAUCUUCACCGUCAUGGCACUCACAGCCGUCGUUUUCAAGCCCGUGUGCGGUUUCAUCAUCGACCGAACUCGAAACGUCACUGCCGUCAUCCUCGUCUUGCAAGUUCUCUGCACCCUAUUUUACGGUGUCGCUUUCUUCUGUCCCAGCGCCAUAUCUGAUGGUUCAACAUACAAGGGCAAUCUGAGUUGCUCAUUGGAAGUGUUCGAUGUCACCGGUACUUCGGGGUCGCAACAGUGUUCUUCCAGUGGAAGCGAUUCCAUAUAUUGUGUAUUGUCUUCGGAGAAAGACGUAUGGGAAGGGGUCAGCGCUCGCCUGACUACCGACAACAAAAUAGUGCUGGCCAACGCGUCCGAACCCUGUCAGGCCCUUCUCAAGUACAACCUCCUAUCCAACGACUCCCUCGCCGUUCCGGGCGAGAUGAAGUGUUCUUGCGAUGCUGCAUUGUACAAUGACCCAAACUUCUGGAUCUACACCGUCUCCGCUAUUCUCGGCUUCGCGUUGGCCUCAGCGCUGACCAACGUUGGUGACGCCGCCGUGAGCAACGCACUGGGCUCAGACAUCGAAGUAUUUGGCCGACAACGACUUUACGGCAGUCUUAGCUGUGGCAUAGCGUCGCCGCUGAUAGGGUACCUAGUGGACGUAGCCAGCAGGGAAAGCUCAGUCAUCGACUACAGGCCGUGCUUCUACGUGUUCGCCGGUACCAUGCUUCUCGAUAUGAUCCUUAUCCUCGCCGUGCCUAGGAUGUGCGUCGCCGAAGUCUCCGUCAACUUCUUCAAGGACAUCGGGGUGCUCUUGUCAAGUCCGGAGAUCCUGCUCUUCACGUUGUUCACAUUCCUGGCUGGAUCCUUGAUGGGGUUUCUCUCCGCUUUCGAGACGUGGUUCCUGGAGGACUUGGGAGCACCCACGUUCCUCAUAGGCCUAAAUAAAACAGCCCAGAGCUUCGGCGCGGAGCCCGUGCUGUUCUUUCUGUCGGCGUACAUACUGAAGAAGAUUGGAUACUUCUACUCCUACUCAAUCGCGUUCCUUCUGUUCGCCUGCAAGGCCCUUGGUUAUUCGUUCCUGCGGAACGUCUGGGGCUCGCUUGCCGUGAACAUCGUCGGGGGAGCCAUUUUCCCGAUGGUGUACGCCGCUAUGGCAGUGUUCGCCAAGAAGAAGGCGAGACCCGGAACAGCCGCCUCCAUGGUCUGCAUCCUCGGAGCCAACUACGAAGGUCUCGGUACGGCGGCAGGCAGCUUGGUAGGCGGCCUCAGCAUCGAUAAGAUCGGAGCGAGCCAGACUUUCCGCUACCUUGGCUUCUCAUCAGUGGCGGCCGCGCUCCUCAGUUCGGUGUGCCACUUGCUCCUGCGCUGCAAAGCCACUCACGAAUACGAUGUUACAACGGAGAAGCCCAGUGCAUCCACUCCUGCAAAAUACUGAUACCACACACGUUUCACCGAAGUCCGAAUGCGAAAUAGUCGUAGAAAGCCUGCCCAGAGAGCAUCGAUGGGACCUAUCCUCGAUGCGCGGCUCCAAGGCUUACUUAGCGGAUUAACCUCAAUGCGUCACGUGCCCACAAGCCACUUUGCACGUAGCCAGAGCUGUGGAACAUAUGGCUAGAAAAGCUGCAGUAGAUAAAAAAAAGGAAAAGUCGCAGUUUCACCCAGCAGGCGAAACAUCGAUUGCGAUAGCAAAUUAGUAGACAGCUAUACGAAGUAAUGAUAGUAGUUUGAUCGGCCCUAUGAACUUGUAGCUAUUCGCUUACAAACUAAAUUAACAAGCGUGGUGUCAUGCGCGCACAAGCAAACAUGAACACAUCUUACUC